UGGCACUGGGUCGCACCAGGGUCUGGACCUAGCGGUGCCCCCCCAUCCUCAGGCCUGAUUCUGCUGACGGGGCCCAACCCACCAUGAGAUAAUGCCAUUCCAGAGGGAUCGUGGCUAAAGCCUCUCUUUCUGGCUCUCAGGCAUAUAAAGAGGAGGCAGCUGCAGAGUGGAGGACAAAGCACCCUGGAACCAUUCUUCACUAACUGCUUCUGAUCAUCACUCUGUUCUCGAUUCUCAACUCCGCUCCUUCACCUGCUGGACUCUGAGCUGAGCGUCUGCCAACCUGAGCCAAACCAAGCCAAACCAGACCAACCUGUCUCCAGUCAUUAUGGAUAUUGCCAUCCAGCACCCCUGGUUCAGACGUGCCCUGGGCUCGGUCUACCCUGCCCGACUCUUUGACCAGUUUUUCGGAGAGGGCAUGUUUGACUACGACCUCUUCCCCUACACCACCUCCACCAUCAGCCCCUAUUACAGACAGUCGCUGUUCCGCAACUUUUUGGAUUCUUCCAACUCCGGCAUCUCUGAGGUGAGGUCUGACAGGGAUAAGUUCACAGUCUACCUGGACGUCAAGCACUUCUCACCUGAUGAGCUCAGUGUGAAGGUCACCGAUGACUAUGUGGAGAUCCAGGGCAAGCAUGGAGAGAGACAGGACGACCACGGUUACAUCUCUCGUGAGUUUCAUCGCCGCUACCGCCUCCCCUCCAGCGUUGACCAGUCAGCGAUCACCUGCACCCUGACAGCUGAUGGCAUGCUGACCCUGAAUGGGCCAAAGGUCACAGGGGGGAGCGAGUCCGGACGCAUCGAGCGCAGCAUCCCCGUCACCCGUGACGACAAGCCCAACGCUGCUGCGUCCUCCUAGAGGCUAAGUGACGGUGGGGGUGACCAGGGUAUUGAUGUGGCUCGGGCCCCCCCCCAACAACUUGCAUCGACCGGGAUGGACGACCACAGAAUUCUUCUUCUCCCUUUCCCUUAGAGGAUAUCUGUGUCCUCCUCGCUUCACUUUCUGUAGUUUCUUCUUAGCACUCAUACAGUAUUAUUAGUAUCAUUGUUUGAGUAUAACAAAAAUCAGCCCAUGAGGGUGGUUAAGUGAGGGGCGGCGGGAGUUUUUAAGGAGAAACGUCAUCUAAGGACGAGACAUUCACACGACCUGACACUUCAUUCUGCUGAUUGUCGUUGAUUUGUUUCAGAGCGAGCCCUCUGACAGUACAGAUAGUUGGGGUUAAGCUUGGAGGUAAAUGUCUCACAUGUCUUGUCCCAGAUAAUCCAUCAGUAAAGUUCUCUGAGGCCCUGGCUGCUUUCAUUCUUGUGCUGACUCUGAACCCUCUCCUCUUUUGUCUUACAUAUAUCCUGUACUGUAGUCUAGGCCUUGUUCAAUGGAUACCUGCUCAUGACUGAGAAGUCCAUACUAAAGAAACAUAUAAUAAAGCUGUACAAUUAACCAAA
This is a messenger RNA of Stegastes partitus (bicolor damselfish), 1443 nucleotides long. RefSeq names its product crystallin, alpha A (gene cryaa). Gene Ontology annotation, molecular function: structural constituent of eye lens. The record is from RefSeq and is a predicted model, not a curated record. NCBI's taxonomy places the organism in Eukaryota, Metazoa, Chordata, Actinopteri, Pomacentridae. Gene Ontology annotation, biological process: negative regulation of apoptotic process; protein refolding; lens development in camera-type eye. Gene Ontology annotation, cellular component: nucleus; cytoplasm. The transcript is spliced from 3 exons. Bases 329 to 859 code for a protein of 176 amino acids.